This is a messenger RNA of Uranotaenia lowii, 728 nucleotides long. RefSeq lists its product as uncharacterized. The transcript has 3 exons. Bases 56 to 661 code for a protein of 201 amino acids. The record is from RefSeq and is a predicted model, not a curated record. NCBI's taxonomy places the organism in Eukaryota, Metazoa, Arthropoda, Insecta, Diptera, Culicidae.
AGCUGUUAUUGGAAGGUGCUCGUUGUAGAAUCCUCUCAAGUUUUGAUCAACUAAUAUGACUCGUUUGUACGCCUUUCUGGCUGUAUGCCUGCUUCUGAUAGCUUCCGCAGCAGCUCAGUUCGAUUGUAACUCAGCUCCUCCGGGUGGAAGUCCCAAGAUAUGCUGCCCGUGGAUGGACGGAGCUUCGGUGCACAAUGGUACUGCCUAUCUGGUAUGCUGGGAGAAGUACGCUCAUUUUCCGGUCAACCUGAUCCCCGGAGGUGGAAUUGCUGGAGGUCCCGCCGGAUGUGCUGCAGAAUGCUUUUUCGACAGUGUUGAUGCCUUGGAUCGCAAUCAGCGGGUCACUAGGGUUGAUCUGAAUGCGAUGAAGGCCCACGUCCGGAAGUUCACCCACCCGGAUGAGCUACCCGUCAUGGAUGAGGCUCUGGAGUACUGCGUAUCGGAGGCUAACGCAAGGGCCGAAAUUUUCUACGCCAUCCAGCGAGGACCUCAGGUGGUUCCUGGUUUGGAAAAUUGCAGUCCCAUUUCUGGGUUCACCUUUUCCUGUUUGCAUGUUUACGCUAUGAGAACCUGUCCCUUCGGAGAAUGGAAUCCAGAAGGACUGGAAAUUUGUGAUGAAACUCGUGACUUUUACAACGCUUGUCCACUGAACCCAUACUAGUUUAAAUGGAUUGACCCGUAGCUUGGAAACUGUUUUCAGAUUGAUGUGUUUUCAGUGCAAAUAAAGA